GCAGGCUAUGUCUUGUCUCCUGUUGGGAGGGGCAGUUCUGUAUCACCAAGGCUCCCUCCAUAUCUAACAGUACACAGGAAGGCUUUUUCCCCACUUCAGGGUGGGUUUUGUUUUGUGGUGAAGGGCGGCAGGGCUUAGAGAUAAUUGUGACUUCUACCACAUUGCAUUCAGAGCCCUUGGAGGCUCCCGAUGGGCAACUGCACAAUAUCAGGCUCCUAAGCAGCAGCUGGUCACCAGGGAUGUAUCGGAUUCUGGGAAGAAAGGAGGGCUGUGGGGGAGGAUUGGAGAGAACCUGGAGCACCCCUCAAACUGUCCUUGGCUGUCCCUCAGUUCUAAGCCCCUUGCACUCACUUCUGAAGCCAGAUAUCUUUAAAAGGACACUUUUCUGAGAAUCCAGAAAAGACAGCGCCUGGGGGCUCCAGGGCCCAUCACUCUCUGUCUUCCUCCUGCUGUCUCUCUGCUUAUAGACCCUCUCCCUGGUAACCUGAGGACUGGCAGGCACUGAAUAGUCGACCAUACCAUUCAAAUUUCCAAAAGGGGGUGGUGGGAACCCCAGGCCCAUGGGGCAGUUAAACCCGCCUCCAGCUCUCACCAGUGUUUCCACAAAUGAGAGGGCUCCAAGGAGACAGGUUGGAGUGAGUCAGGCAAAGGGCUCCCCUCUCUUUAUAAAGAUCCCACUAGUUUGCCAUCUCUACGCUCCCAGCUUCCCCUCCCCCAGACAGGCUAGGACUCUCCCAACAAAACCAGGCCCAGCAGGAAAAGCAGGGAGAAAGCUAGUCCGCUGCAGAAGUAGGGUCACAGUCCCUGGUACAACUUGGACUUCCUGGGACAACUGGGAGACCUUGCCAUCGAGAAUACAGACCUCCAAGGCCACCAUGAGCACAGGGGGCUCCAGCCUCCCCAGCCUCCCAAGCUUCCUGAGGACUCCUGCCACUUCUGAGACUUUCACCCAGGCUGCUGACCCUGUGCCGGUUCUCAUUGCUCUGGCCUGCAUUUUUCUGCUGCUGGUUUCUUGUCUGCUGUUUAUGAUGCUGUGUAAGCCAACUGCCCUGGACCCUGGCCACCAAGUGGCCCGGGAAUGCAUGCCACAUCAUCCGGUGAGCUCCAGUGAGCCCAGGCUCCGGCUUUGGAAGCGCCUGGGCUCCCUGCGCCACUCUGUGCACAGCUUCCGGCGAGGCAGGCCUGCUGUCCAGCAGUGUCCCUUGCCGGGCCUUGAUGACCACCAAGGUGACUAUGAUUGCACUGAAGCCACCAAGAUGUGAUACAGUGCCCAUCCAUACACAGGCUCACCCAAGACCAUCCUGCCUCUGAUGGAGCCUAGCAUAGCAAGCUGUAGGAUACUAUACAGAUACUCUGGAUUCUAAUAUCACCCCAGUAUUUCCCUUUGUGUCUAGCCCAUGUCCUUUCCCGGAAGACUCUGAAGUCCCCUGAUUCUGCUUGCUAACAGACCCUUGGAUAAAAAGAUGAAUGAAUACCCACAGGCUUCUAGAUGUUUACUCUGUGACUCGGAGGGAGGACACUGCGGCACUCCCUUUUGGAAGCUAGGUAUUUACUGAUCCCAGAAAUAGCACCCUUUACCCCUCCAGAAACCUUGCUCAUCUUCUGAAGGUCCAGCUUAGACUAACUGCUAAAAGUCCCAGAUACCAAACCAAGUGGGGUGUCUGCCAAUGCUGGGUCUACACUAUCCUGCAUCUGUGCUAACUUAGUACCCCAGGGAAAUGGACCCAGGGAUCCCUUUCUUGACAUUUUGCCCCUUCUGGUGGAUCUGGUUGGUUGCCAGGCAGGGGACUAGCAAACAUCAAAUCAUGAGCCUGGGAGCCCCCUUAGUGGUCACCUGUCAAGAUGGGUUGGGAGGAUCUGAAGAUGGGUUAAGAUGUUUCCUGUAUGCUGAGUGUGAUAGUUCACACUUGUAAUCCCAGCACUCCACAGGCCGAGGCAGGAGGAUUGUCUAAGGCAGCCUGGGUUACAAGAUAACAUCCUGACUCAAAAUCAAAACAAAUCAGACAAACAAACAACAGGCUGUUGUCCAAGGCUAGGUGGAAGCUGUAUCACUGUGGUAGGAGGCUGACCACUGCCAGCACCAUGGGGUGUUGUCGGUACUCUGAAGAUGCAUGGCAGUGGUACUGUGUCUCACUGCAAAAGGGGUGGUCUCCUCUCAGACAGCAUGGACCAGACCUCUCAGGAUGGCUGCAGGACCAAAGCUGGAUGGACUAGCUGUGCUCUAUGUGUUGAGGCAACAACUUUGUCAAGUGACAUGUCAAACCAGGCCCACUCCUGUGUUGUACCGGGUGCUGGGAAUCCCACCCUCUGUUUCAUCUAUAGCCAAGGCCUUCUGCUGCAUCUUAGACCUGAAGAUGGAACAGUGGGAACCCGAGAUGCUUGGCUCCUCUCCCAGAGUCAAGAGCGCACCCCAGGGCUACCCGCUCCCCUCUGCUAUGACACCUAGUAAAGAUACUCUAGUCUUCCCAA
This is a messenger RNA of Meriones unguiculatus (Mongolian gerbil), 2469 nucleotides long. RefSeq names its product chromosome 16 C10orf105 homolog (gene C16H10orf105). NCBI's taxonomy places the organism in Eukaryota, Metazoa, Chordata, Mammalia, Rodentia, Muridae. Bases 561 to 1262 code for a protein of 233 amino acids. The record is from RefSeq and is a predicted model, not a curated record. The transcript is spliced from 2 exons.